Molecule: messenger RNA, 987 nt
Organism: Chelonus insularis
Lineage: Eukaryota; Metazoa; Arthropoda; Insecta; Hymenoptera; Braconidae
Gene: Gsc
Product: Goosecoid
Exons: 3
Coding region: 1-987 (328 amino acids)
Biological process (GO): regulation of transcription by RNA polymerase II
Molecular function (GO): RNA polymerase II transcription regulatory region sequence-specific DNA binding; DNA-binding transcription factor activity, RNA polymerase II-specific
Source: RefSeq, a predicted model, not a curated record
AUGGUGGAGAGUACAUAUGCCGGUGACUCUCCAAGAUCUCGUUCUCCAAUGACUGAACCUUCAUCACCCCUCCAAGAUACUCCAGGAAUGUCGAAAAGUAGUCAUCAUCGAUAUCUCUAUAGUUAUUCACCAGAAAGUAUCCAACAGAAACUUAAGAACAUUGAACAAAUGACACCAAAAGGUCCUAGAGAGUUGGAUAGAGAUUGUUACUCUAGACACAGCCGAAAUAGUCCAGUGAGUCCGGAGGAAUCUAUGCGGUAUCAAAGAUCAGAGUUGAAUUCAAGACCUGGCUCAUCAGCAGCUUUGUCUUCACCUACAUCACUGUUUACGAUUGAUAGUAUUUUAGCACCUAGACCUGUUGGUGUGCCUAAUUCUACUAGUACCAGUGGUAUUUCUCUUCAAAACAAUUCAGAAACCGUCGGAUCACCACCAAGGAGCACAGCUAUUCAUCCACUUCAACAGCACCUUCAUCAUCUAGCCUUCACCCCCGCGGAUUUUUUAGCCGCUGCAUAUCCUGGACUUUACCCAAGUGGUUACGUCGCUGCAAUGGCAGCCGCCGGAGUAUCUUUACAUUCCCAGCCAACAUUUUACCAUCCAACUCACCCUUAUCAGCUUCCAAAUGGUCCUGGAGUGGGUCCAAUGACCAAAAGAAAACGUCGUCAUCGGACAAUAUUCACCGAAGAACAACUAGAACAAUUAGAAGCCACUUUUGAUAAGACUCAUUAUCCAGAUGUCUUGUUAAGAGAACAACUGGCCCUACAAGUGGACCUUAAAGAAGAGAGAAUUGAGGUCUGGUUCAAAAACCGACGAGCAAAAUGGCGUAAGCAGAAACGAGAAGAACAAGAAAGAUUACGAAAGCUUCAAUUAGAACAACGUCAACGUAGUGAUGAUGGAAUAGCAUCGAGUACAAUCAGAGUAGCAGGACAUAUGAGUCUGAAUGGUCAACAUGAUCAAGACACUGACAGUUCAGAUCUAGAGGUGGCGUAG